This is a messenger RNA of Blastomyces dermatitidis ER-3, 750 nucleotides long. Its product is annotated as ubiquinol-cytochrome c reductase iron-sulfur subunit. The transcript has 4 exons. Bases 1 to 750 code for a protein of 249 amino acids. The record is from RefSeq and is a predicted model, not a curated record. Gene Ontology annotation, molecular function: 2 iron, 2 sulfur cluster binding; quinol-cytochrome-c reductase activity. NCBI's taxonomy places the organism in Eukaryota, Fungi, Ascomycota, Eurotiomycetes, Onygenales, Ajellomycetaceae. Gene Ontology annotation, biological process: mitochondrial electron transport, ubiquinol to cytochrome c. Gene Ontology annotation, cellular component: membrane.
AUGCCUCCCCUCUCCACCUCUGCCGCCUCCACCCUCGUCCGGGCCUGCACCCGCCAGCAGCUCUCCUCCGCCCGAACAACCGCAGCCGCACUCACCUCCUCCGCCCAGCAACAACGCCGAGGACGAGCCUCCUCUGCCUCCACGUCGACAACUUCCUCCUUCGAUAGCCCCUUCGGCCAGUCCAAGGAGAGCGCGUCGACCCUCAAGAUCCCCAGCUUCAAGAAAUAUGCCAGCAAGUCCGGCGAGUCGUCGAAUAAGGUGUUUUCGUACUUCAUGGCUGGAAGUAUGGGGUUGGUGACUGCCGUCGGUGCCAAGGCGACUGUGCACGAUUUCCUCGUCAACAUGUCUGCUUCCGCCGACGUUCUCGCCCAGGCCAAGGUUGAAAUUGCGCUCAAUGCGAUCCCAGAAGGCAAAAAUGUCAUCAUCAAAUGGCGAGGCAAACCCGUCUUCAUCCGCCACCGCACCGCUGACGAGAUCCAAGAAGCUGAGAACAUGAAAUGGGAAGAUCUCCGGGAUCCUCAGGCCGAUGCGGACCGUGUACAGAAACCCGAGUGGCUUGUUAUGCUUGGCGUCUGCACCCAUCUCGGCUGCGUCCCCAUCGGCGAAGCCGGUGAGUAUGGAGGAUGGUUCUGCCCAUGCCACGGCUCCCACUAUGAUAUCUCCGGCCGUAUCAGAAAGGGUCCCGCCCCCCUCAACCUCGAGGUCCCGCCAUACACCUUCCCCACCGACGAUAGUCUGGUGAUCGGUUAG